AUGCUAAAUCACGUGGCCCCGUUGAACCAGUUGGUGAUCUUAAAGCUGAUUACGUUGCUAGUGUUUGGAUUGAGGCCGGUCUUCAGUUCCUGUGAAAGUCGAUGUGAAGCAGCAAACCGGGAUUUGGUUGAACUUAGGACCAUCUGGUCAAGGUCGUACACAAUAGUAAACGGACAAGAUGUAUCAUUUGAACAAUUUCUAUUGUCCCUUGUGCAAGAAACAGACGACCCACAGGCAGCAGCGAUCCGGGCUAAUGUGCUGCUAGCUGUAGGUCGGUACCAAAACUGUGUCAUGGCCUGCGAGAACGAAUGCUACUGUUUUAAAUUAAGUUAA
This is a messenger RNA of Candidula unifasciata, 333 nucleotides long. Lineage: Eukaryota; Metazoa; Mollusca; Gastropoda; Stylommatophora; Geomitridae. The record is from the annotation of a GenBank genome assembly.